This is a messenger RNA of Plasmodium adleri (nom. inval.), 3078 nucleotides long. RefSeq names its product conserved Plasmodium protein, unknown function. NCBI's taxonomy places the organism in Eukaryota, Apicomplexa, Aconoidasida, Haemosporida, Plasmodiidae. The coding region runs from base 1 to 3078 and encodes 1025 amino acids. The record is from RefSeq and is a predicted model, not a curated record. The transcript is spliced from 6 exons.
AUGGCAAAAAAAAAAAAACAAAUACAUUUGAAUAUAAUUGAUUUUCAAAAAUAUUAUCAAACUGAUGAUUUAUUAUUAGAUACCUCCAUAUCCACAGAAAAAAAAACAGUAGAUAGUCAAAAAUUUAUAAGAAAAAACAGAACGUUAGAAAAGGAUGAAGUGGUUCAAAAUAUAGACUGGAGAACUUUUGAUAAUGAAAAAGAAAAAGAAAAAGAAACAAAUAAUGAGAAUACUUCAAAUGUAAAUAAAAUAAAAAGUCCUGGACAAGAAAAAAAAAAUUUUAAAAAAAAUAAUGAUGUUAUAACAUUAGGAGCACGUAAUAAAAAUAAAUCAACCAAUUUAAAUGCUGAUGAUUUAGAUUUUACAAACUUGAGAAAUAAAAAAAAAGAAAAUGAAGAUGUUGAUUUUUCAAAUUUAAGAAAUAAAAAAAAAGAAGAUGAAGAUGUUGAUUUUUCAAAUUUAAGAAAUAAAAAAAAAGAAGAUGAAGAUGUUGAUUUUUCAAAUUUAAGAAAUAAAAAGAAAGAAGAUGAAGAUGUUGAUUUUUCAAGUGUAAGAAAUAAAAAGAAAGAAGAUGAUUUAGAUUUUUCAAAUUUAAGAAGUAAAAAGAAAGAAGAUGAUAUGGACUUUUCAAAUUUAAGAAAUAAAAAGAAAGAAGAUGAUUUAGAUUUUUCAAAUUUAAGAAAUAAAAAAAAAGAAGAUGAAGAUGUUGAUUUCGCAAAUUUAAGAAAUAAAAAAAAAGAAGAUGAUUUAGACUUUUCAGAUGUAAGAAAUAAAAAGAAAGAAGAUGAUUUAGACUUUUCAGAUGUAAGAAAUAAAAAGAAAGAAGAUGAUUUAGAUUUUUCAAAUUUAAGAAAUAAAAAAAAAGAAGAUGAUUUAGACUUUUCAGAUGUAAGAAAUAAAAAGAAAGAAGAUGAUUUAGAUUUUUCAAAUUUAAGAAAUAAAAAGAAAGAAGAUGAAGAUAUUGAUUUCUCAAAUGUAAGAAAUAAAAAGAAAGACGAUGAUUUAAACUUUUCUGAUAUAAGAAAUAAAAAGAAAGAAGAUGAUUUAGACUUUUCAAAUUUAAGAAAUAAAAAGAAAGAGGAUGAUUUAGAUUUUUCAAAUGUAAGAAAUAAGAAGAAAGAGGAUGAUUUAGACUUUUCAAAUUUAAGAAAUAAAAAAAAAGAAGACGAUAUGGACUUUUCUAAUUUAAGAAAUAAAAAAAAAGAAGACGAUAUGGACUUUUCUAAUUUAAGAAAUAAAAAGAAAGAGGAUGAUUUAGAUUUUUCAAAUUUGAGAAAUAAAAAUAAAGAAGAAUCCAAGGGAAAUGAUACAAAUAAAAGUGAGAAACCACUUUAUCUAAGAAGAUUAGAAGAAUAUAGAAAAAAAAAGAAACUUGAGAGUCAAGCAAAUGAGGCAGAAAUGAAAGUAAAAGAAGAAGUAAAAGAAGAAGUAAAAGAAGAAGUAAAAGAAGAAAUAAAAGAAGAAGUAAAAGAAGAGGUAAAAGAAGAAAUAAAAGAUGAGGUAAAAGAAGAAAUAAAAGAAGAAGUAAAAGAAGAGGUAAAAGAAGAAAUAAAAGAAGAAGUAAAUGAAGAAAUAAAAGAAGAAGUAAAAGAAGAAGUAAAAGAAGAAAUAAAAGAAGAAGUAAAAGAAGAGGUAAAAGAAGAAAUAAAAGAUGAGGUAAAAGAAGAAAUAAAAGAAGAAGUAAAAGAAGAGGUAAAAGAAGAAAUAAAAGAUGAGGUAAAAGAAGAAAUAAAAGAAGAAAUAAAAGAAGAAGUAAAAGAAGAGGUAAAAGAAGAAAUAAAAGAUGAGGUAAAAGAAGAAACAAAAGAAGAAGUAAAUGAAGAAAUAAAAGACGAAAUAAAAGACGAAAUAAAAGAAGAAAUAAAAGAAGAAAUAAAAGACGAAGUAAAAAAUGAAAUACCAAGUGAAACAACGAAAGAAGAAAUAAAUAAAGAACAGAAAAAGGAAGAAACCGAAAAAAAGAAAUUUAUUCCUAAAAGAGUUAUUAUGUAUCAACAAGAAUUAAAAGAGAAAGAAGAAAGAAAUUUGAAAUUAUUAGAAGAACAAAGAAAAGAGAGAGAACUGAGAUUACAACAAAUUCGAAGUAAAAUCCAAGGUACUUCAUCAACUUUUAUUCCAUCUGCAAAAUUAAAGCAUUUGGAAUCUUUAAAAGAGGAAAAGAAAAAAGAUGUAAAAACAAAUAUACCUCCUAAAGAUAAUAAUAAUAAUAAUAAUAGUAAUAUUACUGUUUUAAAAAAUAAUAAAAAUGAAGAACAAACUGUUAUUAAAAAAAAAAGUAUAUUCUUAGAAAUAGCUGAAAAAACAGAAAAUGCAAAAAUUGUUGAAAAAACAGAUAUUGAAGAAAUAGCAAAAAAAAAGAGAGAAGAACUUUACAAAAAACAAUUAGAAAAAAUUACAAAAAAAAAUGAAGAACAUAUAAAAUAUAAUAAUAUUUAUAAACAUGAUGUAAAUAUAAUAAAGAAUUUUUAUAAUGAAAUAAAAGAUAAAAUAAUUCAAAAUUAUUAUUUUAAUCAAGACGAUUGUAUUUCCUUAUGUUCAAUCUUAAAAACGGAUGACUGUAACUAUAUGGAGAGUCACGUACCUUUUUAUGUGGCUAUAUCCAUUUUUAUGUUAAGUCUACCACAGAAACUUCAAAUUGACGAUUAUUUCAAGAGAGCUAGCAAUAUCAAAAACCUUCUCAUUUAUUUAAAAGAAAAUAGCAAAAUUGAAAACCACGAAGAUUAUAUAUUAAAUGAUACCUUAAAAUUUUGUGACCAGUUAAAAUAUCCACACUUGUCAGAAGAAACAUCAUUAAUUGAAACCAUAUUUGACACACUAUUAUAUUCUGGAGUUAUAUCAAAAAGUUCCUUUAUAAAAUGGUUCCAAGAUGAUGAUGAUUUAUAUACAGAAUUAAAAAGUAAAGCUAUGUUACAGUUAAUAUAUUGGCAUAAGUGGCUAACCGAAGAAGAAAAGGACCAAGAAGAAGAUAUGGAUGAAUUAGAUGACACAGAAGAAAAAAAUAUAAGUGAUGUUUCAGAUAUAGAAAAAAAUGUUCCAAAAAAUUUCAUUUUUAAAAAAAUUAAAAAGAAACUCUUCUAA